CAUGCGCGAAGAGAGUUCAGCCAUUACGGAGCAAUAUGGCGCCCAUCGGUGAAGGGGAUGACAGGAUGGGCUCACUCGUUACAGAGGAUAUUAGCUCAGACGAAUCACAGAAUUUAUGGGCAAGUAUUCUAAGUGAAGUACAGUCUAGUUCAGCAUCCAAAUUAUCUAAUUCAAGGACAGUAUUAGUGUUAGGUGACAAUGAUUCUGGUAAAACAACUUUAAUAGCCAAAUUACAAGGAAUAGAAGAACCUAAAAAGGGAUCUGGAUUAGAAUAUUAUUAUAUAGAUGUCAAAGACGAAUAUAGAGAUGAACAAGCUCGGUUAAAUGUUUGGGUAAUGGAUGGAGAUCCAGAACAUACAGGAUUGUUAAGAUUUGCGUUAACCCCAGAAAGCUUUGCUGAUUCUUUAGUUCUGUUGGUGGCUUCAAUGAGCAAUCCAUGGUCUAUAAUGGAAUCAGUUAAAAGAUGGUCAGGAAUCUUACGAGAACAUAUCGACAGAUUAAAAAUUCCCCCAGAGACCAUGCAAGAGUAUGAGCAAAGUUUGAUUAGGUUCUUCCAAGAAUAUACAGAGCCAGAAGAGGGUCAGACGUCCAGUCAGGCACCACCUCGAGGAGAUGCUAACCCUCUUCAUCCAACAGCCCCAACCACGGAGGGUGAAGAAAAAGUUUUACUACCAUUAGGCGAAAAUACACUGUCACAGAAUUUAGGAAUUCCAGUAGUUGUAGUUUUAACAAAGAGUGAUGGAAUCUCAACGUUGGAAAAAGAACAUGACUAUAAAGAUGAACAUUUCGAUUUUAUUCAACAGUAUAUUAGAAAGUUUUGUUUAAAUUAUGGUGCUUCAUUAAUAUAUACUUCUGUUAAAGAAGAUAGAAAUUGUGAUUUAUUAUAUAAAUAUCUGACUCACAGAAUUUACGGCUUUCCUUUUAAUAAACCAGCUUACGUAGUAGAAAAAGAUGCUGUAUUUGUCCCGUGUGGUUGGGAUAAUGAAAAAAAGAUUAGUAUUUUAUAUGAAACUAUGAAUAGUAUAAAACCUGAAGAUUCUUAUGAUGAUAUUAUAAUGAAACCAAUGACCAGAAAGCCAGUCCAGAGAGAUGCAGAAAUAAUAGCAGAAGAUGAACAAGUUUUCUUAAUGCGACAACAGUCACAGCUUAGUAAACAACCGGCCCCGGGACCAGCAGCUGAGAGUACACCUAUUCGAACACAGAGACCACAGGCACAGAGAACACCAGAACGACCUGGGGGUACUCCUAAUACACCUCUUAGAGGAAAGUCACAAGAUGGUAAAGGUGCACCUCCUGGUACAAGUGAAGGGAUGUUAGCUAAUUUCUUUAACAGUUUACUCAGCAAGAAGACAGGAGCUGCUGGAGCCGGUAAAGACAAGGCAUCGGUGACCAGAGACGCAGCGGCAGAAUUAGAGCGUAUGACACGGGGCAAGAAAGCAACAACACCGGAAGUUAACUCCAACAAUGAUGCCAGUGCUUCAAGUUCCUGAUGAUUUCUAAAGGGUUUGUGGCUUCAAUUUUGAUUCUACGGAGGCUGUACAUUGUGUUGUGUUGUCUAUUUGCAAUUUGGUUUGCCUUGCAAUACUUGCUUAUUACCAUAUCACAUAUAACUGCUGCUUGCCCUUAAACAUAAUAGAAAUACAGAGAGGAGUCAAAAGCUCGGAGAAAGUUAGUUGAACAUUUAGAUUAUUUCUUCCAGUAUAAAACGUCAGUUUAACAUUCCCUGUCAUUAAAAAAAUAUUUAGUAUUUCUAAACCUUGCAUAAACAUCUGUUAUAACAAGCAAAUCAGAUUUAAAGAUAUAGUUUAAUUGACUCCUUAAAAUAGAUAAGACAAGUUGAAAAGAACAUCACAACACAUGCCUCUAAUAUCAAGAAUCAUGUUAUGAAAACUUUAGGAGAACUGUUCAUAAUUUAGUCAUUGCAUAGUAACUGACUUGUAAAUUGCAUUUGUUAAAUUAAUGGAAUUUCUUCAUUCUAUAUAUUAUAUAUGUGUAAAUAGCUAUCACUUCUCCUAUAUAAAAAGUUAUUAACAUUAUAUGGAGUGGGCAACCUAUUCCUCCCUAUUCAAAAUAGUCCUUUUAUAUUGAUAAUAGAUAUAGGAUAUGAUUGAAUGGAUGAAGGACUAGUCACAAACUGGCUCAAAGUUAGGUUUCUAUUGAUAAGUGAAGGAUGGUUUCAAAGAAAAUGUGAAUAACGAAUUUUAAUCUGCUGUUGAUUAUUCACAAUUUCUUUGGGUUUUUAGUAGAAUAAUUUAUUAAUUAACAGGCCAUAGAACAAUUCCAUAGAUAACAAAAGUUUCUUUGUUGCAUCUUCUGUUAACAGUUUUUACAUGCAUAUUUUGAUUAUUUUUUUAAGUGUCAAUUAGCUUCAAUGGUGGAAGAAUUUCUUCUUUUAAUUACCUCAAUGUUAAUUAUGAUUGUUAUUCAUAAAUACAUUGUCUCAAUUUCACUGUGAAGUAUUCAUGUAUUUUACCUCUUUAAAAAUCUUGAAAAAAAUAAUUUGCUGCAUUGUAUAUUUUCCAAAAGUUCCCAAUUGUUUCAACAUAUAGAACAGCUUAUUACUAGUAGAAUGAAGUGUAGAAAGAAUAUUAUUAUUCUCCAAUAACUAGUCUUUAAACAAUAUGCGAGUCAAUCUCACACUGACAGGAGCAUCCCUGUCCCGAUUUCAAAUAUUGUGUUUUGUAUUCCAUUAUUGAUUAUUCUCCCCUUGAUGCAAAAUGCAUAAAAAAAAAUGAUGUUCAGUUUGAUAUUAUUAUAUUAUGCAAGGGCGUUUGCUUUCCUCAAAAUUAAAUCUAGAACAUGUAUCUAUCAAAAAUUUCAAAUCCCCACUUGGAAGAUCUCAUAAAUUUGAUCAGUUUUUGCUAUUAGUACAUGUAUGUGCAAGAGGUGAGGGUAAAAUUGGACUUUCAAAAUAUGUUAAUUAAAAAUUAAA
Messenger RNA from Patella vulgata (common limpet), 2932 nucleotides. RefSeq names its product cytoplasmic dynein 1 light intermediate chain 2. The transcript has 12 exons. Gene Ontology annotation, biological process: microtubule cytoskeleton organization; microtubule-based movement. Gene Ontology annotation, molecular function: dynein heavy chain binding. The coding region runs from base 36 to 1490 and encodes 484 amino acids. Gene Ontology annotation, cellular component: centrosome; cytoplasmic dynein complex. Lineage: Eukaryota; Metazoa; Mollusca; Gastropoda; Patellidae. The record is from RefSeq and is a predicted model, not a curated record.